Molecule: messenger RNA, 5034 nt
Organism: Schistosoma margrebowiei
Lineage: Eukaryota; Metazoa; Platyhelminthes; Trematoda; Strigeidida; Schistosomatidae
Source: the annotation of a GenBank genome assembly
AUAAGGUUUGUUAUCCACCGAUUUUAAUUGUGCGCGCUGUUGGAUAUUACUGGUUGUUUUUCAUGGAUAGUAGCUAGUUCGUUACUCACUUUUAAUGUAUCCUUCGCGAAUUUCUGUAAGUCUCGUCUUCCAAUUCGUUGUCACUCUGCAUGUAGUCUUCUUCUCAAAGCAACCAGCAUACAAAAUUUUCUGUCCCGGAAGCUUGUGACAAAAUAAAAGAUGAGCUUCUGGGUCUACAAACUCAGUACCACAGUUUAAAAUGUGAGUUCGAAAAGGCAGUUCAGGAAAAGUCCGAGUUACAACGUCACUACCUGCUGUAUUAUGAGAUAACUUAUGGACUUAAUGUCGAAAUGCACAAACAAAUGGAGAUCGCGAAACGGCUGAAUGCUAUCCUGGUGCAAGUCAUCCCAUUCCUAUCUCAAGAGCAUCAAUCUCAGGUUGCUGCAGCAGUGGACCGCGCAAAGCAGGUUACUUUAUCGGAACUUAGUAGCAUCAUAGGGCCACAAAUGGAUGAGUCUAAGGGCCCGAAAUUCCUGAAUGGUACUCUUGGCUCCCCGUUUGACCAAAUGGACUUUUUUAAGACUAUGCAACAGCAACAAUUACUGAUGAAUUCUGGAUCUGGGGGACUAAAUAGUGGGUUCCCACACAGUCUCAUUCCACCGUCGUUAGGGCAGUUACCGUCCGAUAAUCCCGUUCUACCCAUAAGCGGCUCCAGGGGAGGAGCUCAAUCCACUCCAUCUUUAACUAGCCUAAGUGGGCUCAAUGCACCUCCAUGCACUGGAAUUAAUAGUUUGAAUAGUGGACUCCCAGCUCUAAAUAACAAUACUGCUAAUAAUUUGCUUUUACCUCCCAAUCCAUUUCUACCACAAAUGACCAGUUCAGUUACACCCCCAACUACAAAUACUAACCCUGUUGGGAAUCCUAGCAUUUCUGGUGUUCAGUCAUCCCUUUCUGGUAUCCCAGGUCCUAAUAAUCCGGCUUUCUUUUCUGGUCUUGCCCAAUCUCACCCGGCAGUUGCAGCAGCAAUGGCUGCAGUAGCUGCUGCAGGAUUCCCUCCUGGUAAUACGAAUGCUACUAUGAAUCAGUUAUCCAGUGGCUUACUUAGCAACAAUAGUCAUCCUUAUUCUCAAAUCCCUGCUCAUAAUAAUAAUAUACCAACUUCAUUUCCUCCUGGAACUAGCAAUAAUCUAGUGGGUACUUCAUUGCCAUCAUCUAUAUCCUCCAAUUCAUCUUUGGCGACCUCAUCUUAUCAUGGUCCUUCUGCUUCUGGGGCACAUACACCGUUCUCACCCACCUCUACUUCUCUCUCUAACCCGAAUGCUCCAAGACCAUUAAUGUUCCCAAUGGAUGGAGUGACUGGUCAACCACCGUUUCCCCCAAUGAUAUCUCCAGCUGCACUAUCUGCCAUUAUUAGUGAUAAGAAUUUAGAUGAAAAACAAAGAACAGCAGCUGCCGCGGCAAUGGCUGCAGCGAUGGCCGCAGCUGCCGCCGCUUCACAAGGUGGCCCACCAGGAGCUUUUGGUCUACCGUUAAACUUCGGGUCUAAUAGUCUAUCAGGGUCUUCACCAAUGGAUGCGCAUAAUUUAAUGGCUACAAUGGCUAGUUUUGCUGCUGCCCAGUCUGUUGCAGCAGUAGGCAUGAAUCCAGAUAUGCAUGAUGGACUUAAUUCAGGCCUUCCUUUAUCGUCUGGACUUUUCGGUGGUUUACAUCCAGAUAUAUCUGGUUUUGGUUCAAAUAAUCUAUUACCUCCAUCAUCAUCGUCUAUAUCAUCAACAUUUCCUAACCCAGGUUCUGUUUUACCACCAUCAAAAAGUUCAACACCUGUACCCAGUGUUAAUUCUUGUCCAAGUCGCCAACGUACGAAUUCUCGAUCUCCAGGUUUGCUUGAUGUACAUUCAAAUGCACCGCCAGAUGAGAAACGUCGUAAAACUGAAAGACCCACCUCCGGAGACAAAUGUAACGCGGUUGGUAAUAGUUCUUUGGAAGAAAACGGAUUGGUUCGUGUUAAAAGCUCAAAUUCUUCCGGUCGACGUACUCCAUCAACAAAGCAUAAUGGUAAUAAUAGUAGCAGUAAUGGUGCACCGAAUUCUUCUGUUUACAAAAACCAUUCUUCUGGUAACGGCAUAACUCUAUCACAUCCUGAGAGUAAUAAUCACAAUCAUAAUUCCACCACGAAUAACAAUACCCAACGAGAUCAUUCACUUGAAUUAGAUCAAAAAGAAUUUGAUGAAAAUCCACCGCCACUUUUGAGUAGUGGUUCUGGUAGUGGUACACCAAGUUGUACUACAUCACCACAAAAUCAACAAUCGCAUACAACUUGCACUGAUCCCCCACCUCCUCCUGUUCCUCCUUCGACUGGGACAUUUCAUAAUAAACAACAUACUACUACAUCCAAUGUUAAAUCAUCGUUAUCACCUGUAGUUGCUAGCACUACCAACGUAUCGAAUUCAUGCAGAAUAGGUUCAAUUUCUUCUUUGGCAGGAGGUGAAUUAUCAGUACCUAGUCCUUUAUCUUCAAUGGGUGCUGGUGGUGGUGUCAAUAUACCUGGUGUCGGUGCUGUUUCUCUUUCUCCGCCCCAUCUUACUUCUGACGCAUUAACACCAAAUACUGAUGGCCAUUCAGUUUCGUCUACACAACAAAAUCCUUCUUCAGUACCAUUAUCAACAACAACAACAUCGUCGGCAUCGGCGAUGAUGUUUGAUACAAAUUUUGGUAGUUCUGGAAUGAGUGGAAUUUCGAAUAUUGGCAGACCACCAUAUUCAUUUCUUCGUUUGGAUAACCAAUCACCAACUCCUGUACCAUUCACUCCAGAUGCUUUCUUUGGUCCAGGUAUUCCACAUCAAGCAAAAGCGAUACAUUGUUUGGAUCACGGAGAAGUUGUCUGUGCUGUUACAAUUAACAAUGCUACACAUCAGAUUUAUACUGGAGGUAAAGGCACUGUUAAACUAUGGGAUUUAAAUUCAACUACAUCUAAUCAAUCUCCGAAUUGCGGUGGAAGUUCAGGUCAAUCAAUCAUCACUAAUAAAACGUGUAUAACAAGUCUUGAGUGUUUACAAAGAGAUAAAUACAUACGAUCAAUUAAAUUAACUCAAGAUGGAAGAACAUUAGUGGUAGGUGGUGAAUCUAGUAUAUUAAGUAUAUGGGAUUUGGGUCAAGCUAGUCCUCAUCCAAAAAGUGAACUUACAUUUACAGCGCCAGCAUGUUAUGCUUUGGCUGUAUCGCCUGAUAGUAAAUUAUGCUUCAGCUGCUGUUCAAAUGGAAAUAUUGGUGUUUGGGAUAUACAUAACCGUAUUUUAGUUCGUCAGUAUCAAGGGCAUGCUGAAGGAGCAUCGUGUGUCGAUAUCCGUCCAGAUGGAACACGCUUGUGGAGUGGAGGCUUAGAUAAAACUGUACGUUGUUGGGACUUACGGGAGCAUUGCCAAAUAAGUCAAGUUGAUUUGUCAGCUCAAAUAUUUUCCCUUGGUUAUUGUCCAACGGGAGAUUGGUUAGCUGUUGGAUUGGAAACAGAUCAAGUUGAAGUGUUCGGUCCUGGUCGUCCAGAACGUUAUCAACUAUCGCUGCAUGAAAGUUGUGUUUUGUCUCUUAAAUUUGCUCACAGUGGCUUGUGGUUUGCUUCCACUGGUAAAGACCAUUGUCUAUACGCUUGGAGAACUCCUUAUGGUGCUAACCUCUUUCAGGUCAAAGAAAACUCGUCUGUGUUGAGUUGCGACAUAUCACUAGAUGACAAACUCCUAGUCACUGGGUCUGGUGAUCGUAAAGCUACUGUCUAUGAAAUAAUUUACUAAUUCUAUCUAUGCGCUAGUUGCUUUCCCUUUUUCCUAUGUUGCUUCUUAUGUCCUACUUACUGGUGCUAGUGCGUGUAUGUAUAUUUAUAUGUGCUAUUCUGUGUAUGACGCUAAUGGUAACAGAACACCGACACACGCACACAUUAAAUAACAGCAUUAGUAGUUCAAAAAACCAUACAACAACAAUAACAACAAACGAGUCAGUAUUUUCUAGUCAAUCAAACGUAAACGUUAAUAUUCACAUACAUAUAUUAUACUGUUUUAUGUCAUAUCACAUUGAUGUUGUUUUUGAUGCUACGAAGAAAAAAUAAUCAUAAUUUACGAAGUCAAUAUCGUUUCUACUUGCAAUUUGUUCUCCUUUCAAUACAUACAUUUGCUUACCUAUCUACCACCCUUCAAAAUCACUUUCCUCGUGCAUUUUAUAUCACUUUUUCUCUUCUAAUUCUCAUCUCGAUUGUGUAUUAUAUCUUUGUUUUGGUUCCGUUUUUUUCUGUGCUGUUCAGAAUUUUGGUAAGAAAGCAAGCAAGUCGACAUACAUCUCCACAUCAAUAUGCACAUUACUCUUUUGAUGUGAUCAUUCAAAGCUUUUUCUUCUGUUCACUAACAAAUUGUUCUACGUUGUAUAAAACUACAUUUAUUAUUAUUAUUAUUAUUAUUAUUGUUAUUAUUAUUAUUAUCAUUAUUAUUAUUAUGUAGCGUAUAUACACAUAUUACCAGGAAAAUUGAUCGGCAAGAACGAACAACAAACAACCAAAGUUGUUUCUUUGUUACUUUUCCUUCUUUCUCCAUUUGCCUUUCUUUCCCUUUGUGUCAUUGUUAUAAUUUUUUUCUCAGGUUCAUGUAUCCAACUUGUUUUUAUCGCCUAUAUUACAUAGGCUUGAAGAGAGAGAAUGAAUGGAAUACACGUUAGUUCGAAAUUUGUGUAACUUUUUGAUUCAAGUUUGUUGACUUGUUCUUACGUGUCAUUACUUUUCUUAGCUGUGUUGUAAUGGUUGUUAUCGUCGCCAUCCCCUCUACCGCUACUGUUUAGUUGUACGUUGUGAAUAUAUAUAUAUAUAUAUAUAUAUAUAUAUAUAUAUAUAUAUAUAUAUAUGCAUACACUCACUGAUAGUGUUUGUUUAAUAGCGUUAUACUUUUAUCGCUGUCUUUGCUUUGUUUUGCUAUUUCUCUUUUAAUCUUCCAGUUGAAAUUCUAAAAAAAAUUAUCAGUUUUCCUGUUUCUUCCGUUUUGUUUUAAUAACGUUCCCUUA